Linum trigynum is the source of this 3320-nucleotide messenger RNA. The record is from the annotation of a GenBank genome assembly. Lineage: Eukaryota; Viridiplantae; Streptophyta; Magnoliopsida; Malpighiales; Linaceae.
CUCUCACUCCUCCUUCGGUCCUCCCCCCACUAUUUCAGCAUCCCUAAUCUCCUAUUAGACUGUACCGAAAACCUCCACAUCAAAACCAGGAAAAAGAAAGUUUUCAAUCUGCUUCCCAAACCCAACAAUGGCGAAACUUUUGAUACUCAUUCUAUCAUCGCUUUUACUGCUAUGCUGCUCUGCCACGUCGACGCUCCCGGUGGUGAGGAGAGCGGAGAGGAAGCAGCUGAUGGUGACAGAGUACGGCGAGAUCUCUUCCGUCGACGUCCGCACCGCCGCCGCCCCAACCAAAGGGCCGUACCACGUGGAGUUCAUCACACUGGACCCAAACUCGCUGUUCCUCCCCGUCUUGCUCCACGCCGACAUGGUCUUCUACGUCCACAGUGGCAGCGGGAAGCUGAGUUGGACGGGAGACGGUGAGGACGAAGUGAAGAGGGUCGAUUUGAAGAGGGGAGAUGUCUACAGGCUGGAGCCCGGCUCUGUUUUCUUCUUGCAGAGUGAUUUGGAGAAUGAGCGGCAGAAGCUCCGGAUUCAUGCCAUCUUCUCCACUACGGAUGAAGACAUUUGGGAGCCAUGGAUUGGAGCUUACUCCAGCAUUUCCGAUCUCGUCCUGGGAUUCAACGCCAAGCUUCUCCAAUCCUCCUUUGGGGUUACUGAGGGCGUGAUCGAGGAGAUAACCACCACGCCGAAGCCGCCGGGGAUUGUUCACGCACCGGCUUCAGAGUCUUCAGAAGAGAAGGAGGAGAAGAAAAAGAAAUCAGUAUUCUACGAAUUGGAGAACCGAUUCCUGAAGGUCAUGGCGGGAGAAGAAGCAGGAUUGAUCAAUCUCAAAAAGAGCAAGAAAUCCAAGACCUUCAACAUUCUGGAAGCUGACCCUGAUUUCCAUAACUGCAAUGGGUGGAGCCUGACUGUUGAUAAGGGCAAUUACAAGAACCUUAAAGGUUCCAACAUGGGUGUUUUCAUGGUUAACCUGACCAAGGGGGCAAUGAUGGGGCCACACUGGAAUCCGAUGGCGACCGAGAUCGCGGUAGUCCUUGAAGGGGAAGGAAUGGUGAGAAUCAUUUGUGCUUCGAAUUCGACGGGGUGCAAGAACGAAAGGUUCAUAGUUCGUGAAGGAGACGUGUUUGUGGUGCCACGGUUUCACCCCAUGGCGCAAAUGUCGUUCAACAAUGGGUCCUUUGUGUUCAUGGGGUUCAGCACCACGUCGAAGAAGAACCAUCCGCAGUUUCUUGUGGGGAAGAGCUCGGUUUUCCAGACACUGGAUAGGGAGGUGCUCGCGUUGGCUUUCAACGCAAGCAACACGACGAUCGAUCAGCUGCUGCUGGCCUCUCAGGAGGAUGCCAUCAUAUUGGAGUGUGUUUCCUGUGCCGAGGAGGAGUUUAGGUUGAUGGUGGAGGAGAUUGAGAGGGAAAGGGAGAGGGAGGAAGAAGAGAGGAAGCGGGAAGAGGAAGAGGAGAGGAGGAAGAGAGAGGAAGAAGAGGAACGAAAGAGGCAAGAAGAGGAAGAGGAACGCAAGCGACAGGAGGAAGAGGAACGUAAGAGGCGAGAAGAAGAAGAGGAACGAAAGAGGCGAGAGGAAGAAGAACGGAAGCGACGAGAAGAAGAGGAGGAACGAAAGAGGCAAGAAGAAGAGGAGAGGAGGGAGAGAGAGGAAGAAGCGAGGAGGCAAAAGGAGGAAGGGGCAAGGAAGGAGCAAGAACAGGCUAGAAAGGAAGAAGAAGAGAGGAAGAGAAGGAGGGAAGAAGCUGAAGAGGAAGCCCAACAAAAGCGCGAAGAGGAGGAAGAAAGGAGACAGCAAGAAGAGGCAAGGAAGGAGGAAGAAGAGAGAGAAAGGCAGAGAAGAGAGGAAGAAGCAGCAGCCAGAGAGGAGGAGGAAGAGGAAGAAAGGCAGAGAAGAGAAGAAGCAGCAAGGGAGAAGGAGGAAGAGGAGGCUACGAGGGAGCAAGAAGAAGCAAGGAGGCAGGAAGAAGAGAGGCAGAGAAGGAGGGAGAAAGAAGAAGCAGCAGCAGCAGCCAGGGAGAAAGAGGAAGAGGAAGAAAGGGAGAGAAAGGAGGAGGAGGAGGAAGAAGGUGGCGGUGGUGGAGGGAGAAGAUCGUUCAGAGAGUUGCCUAUGAAGCUAUGGAUGUGAAAUUGUGAAGGCCACCAGCAAGCAACCGCCAAAAGCAAGUUGAUCCACUUUCUCAAGGACCUGGCAACCGGCUAGCAGUAGGAUUUGGCUCUCUUUUUCUGCAAGCAUAAUCUUAUGGCAGUUUCAAAAUAACGGCUUCUACUGUAUGUGCAUUUCAUGUAAUAGAGUUUCAGUUUUGUUUCUGUGUCUUGUUUCUAUCAGUUCUGUAUCAAUGUAGUGAUCCAUCCCUGUUCUAAGCCCUCAAGAAGCAAUCACUAUCAUCAUAAGUCAUCAUCUUCAAACCCUAAACCAGUUCUCGACAAACCCAGACACAAGAUAAAAGUAAACAAUCAAAACUGCAACUUUCUGCAAGUGCAACUGGAACUGGAAGUGUAACAGUUUAAGGAUUCUACUAACCGCGGCUGUAUCUCAAAUCUGGGAAUAUUUCAUCUUGAUGGCAAAAAAAAAAAAAAUCUACUGGAGGCGGGUUUGGUGGCCAAAAGAAUUAUACAAGAAGCAUCAUUUGAAAUGCCCCCACAACUACGACAUUCAUAUGCCGGCUGAGGAAUUCGCUUUUGUUGUUAUGUAGGAGACGACUACGGUGAUAUCAUCAAGCUUGCCACCGUAAUAGCGGAAUCCAGCGUCCUGAGCUGCAACAGAGAAUGGUGUCUGCCUGCUUCGGUCCAAGGCACGUUCUCUUGCUAAAGCUGUGAUCUUUUGUGCAGCUUCUUGAGGCCCCAGACCGACUCGCAUGGAAUGCACGAUGAUGGCACUGAUCUCGUUGGUGUACAAGUUGUCGAACAGCCCAUCUGUUCCAGUGAUGACAACGUCUCCCGGGGCAACUGGAACUGUAAUAACCUGAGAUCAAAGGUAGGAAAUCGAGGUUAGUGCUUCAAAACUCAACAGCCAUUUCUUAAGGACAGCAGCGUCUAUUGACAGAGGGAGAAAACGAAAUUGUUUCCUAACACAUAUGACCACAUGCACAUUAGAGUACCCCUUAAUGAGUAACGAUCUGGGUAACUUACAAACUUCAAACUUAGGCAGCCGCAUACCCUUAAUGAGUAAUGAUCUGGGUAACUUACUAGCUUCAAACUUAGGUAGCUGCAGAUCUAGCUAUACUGAUGGUCAGAAGCGACUGGGGCAAAGAACGAGCACACUGAGUUGUUCUGUGUGGAUGCAUCAAUGCGCCCCUUAAUGAAUGGUGAUAGGGGUA